Ciona intestinalis (vase tunicate) is the source of this 1350-nucleotide messenger RNA. The record is from RefSeq and is a predicted model, not a curated record. NCBI's taxonomy places the organism in Eukaryota, Metazoa, Chordata, Ascidiacea, Phlebobranchia, Cionidae.
AUCUUUGCUCGUUAUUUUCAGUGUUAUUAUUUGUGAGCUAAAACUUUUAACUGAAAUAACUUUUUUGAACCACAUUUUGGUUAGGUUCUACUUCUGUUGCAUGCUUAUAAGACGACACGCCCUACAAAUAUCAAUGGAGGCGAUCAAGUGUGUUGUGGUUGGAGAUGGAGCUGUUGGUAAAACCUGUUUGCUGAUCCGCUGUAUAACCAAUGCUUUCCCUGGAGUAAAUGUUCCCACUGUGUUUGAAAACUACUCCGUUAAAGUCGUGGUAGAUGGCCGAAUGAUGAACCUAGGAUUGUACGAUACAGCAGGGAUGGACGAUUAUGACAGACUCCGGCUUCUCUCGUACCCACAGACGGAUGUUUUUCUCAUCUGCUACUCACUGGUUUGUCACAGCUCUCUUGAAAAUAUUUGGUGGAAGUGGUUUCCUGAAAUUUCCCAUCAUGCCCCGGGAACUGCGAUUGUUUUAGUGGGGACCAAGUGUGAUUUACGAGAAGACCCGGAAACCGUGAAAGUUUUGGCCAAAAGAAACAUUUCUCCUGUCACGACCAAACAAGGUUUACAAAUGGCAAAAAAAAUUAACGCAGUUCAGUUUUUGGAAUGCUCUGCUUUGACACAAAAGGGCGUUAAGGCUGUGUUUGACGAAGCCAUUUGUGCAGCUUUAUCUUCAACAAAACAGGCAGCAAAGACGUCUUGCCAACUUUAUUAAAAAUAAUUUUCAGAGCAUGGUUUAUGCAUUUAAUUUAUCGAGCAUUAAUUCAUUUUACUGUGACAAGUGCGUAGCAAGAUCUCGCUUAUAAAUAUAAAAAUAGACUGUAGGCUAUAUUUUAUUUAUAUAAGGUAAUAAAAAGGUAUGAAAAUAAAUUUUUGCAUUGUCGCUAUCUGGUUUCGCACGUUGCAUAUUGUUGAAUAUAGAAUUUAGGUGCUAAUGGCAUCCAUCUUACCUGUAUUAUUAUUAUAGCCACAUAUAUAGGUAUAGCUAUAUAAUACCGCUUACUGAUAAUUUCUCAUGGUUUUAUAUUUUCAUUGUUGUACAGAUUUGACGUCGGCGGAAACGACGAUUGUGAUGUAGCAGUACAUAUAGUAUGUGUUGCUGUUAUUUCUCAACUAUAUUGUUAUAGCCUAUCUAUAUGUAUGCGCUUAAACAGCUCACUAUUGCGUAUUUAAAAUAGAUGAAUAUGUUGUUAGCGUUUUUUACUCAGGAGUAAAUGUAUAGUUUCUAUAUGAGCAGUAAUAACUGUAGAAUAUAUUUCGUGUGAUGUAUUUUCAUGUGGUUGUGCAUUAGGUAACAAAAAAGAGUCAAUUUCAGGGCAUUUUUUGAAAUACAGAUUGCGGGUGAUACACCUAAAA